AUCAUCAAACAGUAAGCAACCAGGGAGAUAUCUUUUGCAUCAAAUAUAAUGUUGAGACUGAUUAUAACACGUCCAAUCGGACAUGCCAGAUUCCUUUCUACUAGUACCAGAAUCCUUGCUCCAGCAUUAGCACCAGAACGUACUGAAUACCUCACCACCGGUGGCUCCACACAAGCAGUCUGGCCUAAAGGCUUCAGACAGCCCCGUCCCAAGACAUGGGAAGAAUCAAGCGAAGGUGCUUUAUCUAAAGCCACCAAGUUUUUCUUUUUAAGUGAAAUUGCUAGAGGGAUGUAUGUCUGUUUGGAAAUGUACUUCCGUGCCCCUUACACUAUUUAUUACCCUUUUGAAAAGGGUCCUAUUUCACCAAGAUUCAGAGGUGAGCAUGCAUUAAGAAGAUACCCUAGUGGUGAAGAACGUUGUAUUGCUUGUAAAUUAUGUGAAGCCAUUUGUCCUGCGCAAGCAAUUACUAUUGAAGCCGAAGAAAGAGCCGAUGGUAGUAGAAGAACUUACAAGUAUGAUAUUGAUAUGACCAAGUGUAUUUAUUGUGGUUACUGUCAAGAGUCCUGCCCUGUCGAUGCCAUUGUGGAAACCCCCAAUGUGGAAUACUCUACUGCCACCAGAGAAGAGUUGUUGUAUAAUAAGGAAAAGUUGUUGGACAAUGGUGACAAGUGGGAACAAGAAAUACAAUACUGUAUUGAUGCUGAUGCCCCAUACCGUUAAUUCUAAUUUUUAUAGUAAUUGCAUAACCUUUCGUA
This is a messenger RNA of Spathaspora passalidarum NRRL Y-27907, 755 nucleotides long. RefSeq lists its product as uncharacterized. Gene Ontology annotation, cellular component: membrane. Bases 307 to 720 code for a protein of 137 amino acids. NCBI's taxonomy places the organism in Eukaryota, Fungi, Ascomycota, Pichiomycetes, Serinales, Debaryomycetaceae. Gene Ontology annotation, molecular function: 4 iron, 4 sulfur cluster binding; NADH dehydrogenase activity. The record is from RefSeq and is a predicted model, not a curated record. The transcript has a single exon. Gene Ontology annotation, biological process: mitochondrial electron transport, NADH to ubiquinone; mitochondrial respiratory chain complex I assembly.